GCCACACACCAUCCCGGUGCCUCAGCCAACACCUACAACCAUGAGGACUCUGAUCGUCGUCGUGUUGGCCGCCUUCGUGUCAGCCAAAGAUAAGCGGGAGGCUGAGCCUUCGUACGGCAGCGGUCAUGGUCAUGGCCUGGGCCAUAGCAUCGGUCUUGGGCUGGGACAUGGUUUCGGCCAUGGUCAUGGGCUGGGACAUGGUUUCGGCCAUGGUAAUGGGUUAGGACAUGGUUUUGGCCAUGGUAUUGGUCAUGGUGGAGAUCACGGGCAUGGGCAUGUAGUUGUCACUGAAACAGUGCAUGUCGAUCAUCAUGGUGGGCAUGGUGGCCAUCAUGGUGGCCUCAUUGGGGGAUAUGGUGGUCAUCAUGGUGGCCACAUUGGAGGUCACCAUGGUGGUCACGUUGUUGUAAGUCAUGGUGGUCACCAUGGUGGCCACAUUGGAGGCCAUGGUGGUCACCAUGGUGGCCACAUUGGAGGCCAUGGUGGUCACCAUGGUGGCCACAUUGGAGGCCAUGGUGGUCACCAUGGUGGCCACAUUGGAGGCCAUGGUGGUCACCAUGGUGGUCACGUUGUUGUAAGCCAUGGUGGUCAUCAUGGUGGUCACAUUGGAGGCCAUGGUGGUCAUCAUGGUGGUCAUAUUGGAGGCCAUGGUGGUCAUCAUGGUGGUCACCUUGUAAGCCACAUCCACGGACAUGGUCACGGUCACGGACACGGUUAUGGCCACAGCUAUGGUCAUGGUGAGGUACAGUCAUACGAAAUUGGACAUGGCCACGGAUAUGGACACGGAGCAGCCUAUGGAUACAAGGCCGCCGUGGAGCAUCCUGGCCACGGUCUCUCCUUCCAGAGGAAACACUCCUACGUCAGCCCCUACCACAGCCUAGGGUACGGUCACGGCGGACACAGCUACGGAUACGGACGUGGUGGCUACGGACACCACUAAGUACACCCGCUACAUGUGCUGUAUUUAUGUUAAUAAAUCAAUUAUCUUUCA
Molecule: messenger RNA, 991 nt
Organism: Homarus americanus (American lobster)
Lineage: Eukaryota; Metazoa; Arthropoda; Malacostraca; Decapoda; Nephropidae
Product: glycine-rich cell wall structural protein 1.8-like
Exons: 2
Coding region: 41-940 (299 amino acids)
Source: RefSeq, a predicted model, not a curated record